Messenger RNA from Annulohypoxylon maeteangense, 1809 nucleotides. Its product is annotated as EXS-domain-containing protein. The transcript is spliced from 2 exons. Lineage: Eukaryota; Fungi; Ascomycota; Sordariomycetes; Xylariales; Hypoxylaceae. The record is from RefSeq and is a predicted model, not a curated record. Gene Ontology annotation, cellular component: membrane; cytoplasm. The coding region runs from base 204 to 1460 and encodes 418 amino acids.
GGCAUGUACAUAUUCAUAUACGAAUAUUUGAAUAUCUUUUAUUUUUUAUAUUUCACAACUUUGAAGAAUUAUCGUAACUAACUAAUUCCAAUUCGGCGCUUAUUCAAUACCACUAUUUGUGGUUUAUUCUACAUAUCCCCGUAUAAGAGAUUGGGGGGAAUAAUUCUCGAUGCUAGUUAUACGGACUCAGAUCUUCCCGGGCCAUGGACGGUGAUCCUGCAGUCGAGUCGGAGCUCGACUCCUUCAGCUUGACUUUCCCUUUGCCGUACCGCGUGGCCUUCAUUAUUGUGUUAGCCGUUUGGGCAUGGGGCAUUAACCUACACUACCUCUACCUCAUCGGCAUCGAUGUGCCUUCUCUGAUCCGGUAUCCGGGCCGGCCCUCGCCGCACCAUCCAACGCACCACCUGUCUACCUACCGACUAGCCACCGUCCUCUCCUCGAUCUUCGCCUUCGCCCUUCUCGUCUUCUGGGUCUUCACACACCGCAACCCCGAUCUAGUCCUAGCAUGGGACUGGCUACCCCUGAUGUACCUCGCCGUCCUCCUCGGAAUCCUCGUCUUCGCACCAUUCUUCAAAUCGCUAUCGCACGGCGGGCGCACACGCCUACGCUCGACCCUCAAGCGCAUCAGCGUAGGCGGGCUCGCCGAGACAAAGGACGGCCGGUUCGGCGACAUCCUACUUGCCGAUGUGUUAACGAGCUACGCCAAGGUCCUCGCAGACCUAUACGUAGCACUAUGCAUGUUCUUCCGCAGCGAAGGAGGCGGCGCAACCGCGCGUCCCGACCGCAGCUGCGGCGGCACCGUCGUCGUUCCGCUGGUCAUGGCGCUGCCCUCGCUGAUCCGUCUUCGCCAGUGUCUAAUCGAAUACUCGCGCGUGCGCCGGGGCCGGCGAACAGAGGCCACGGGCUGGGGCGGCCAGCACCUCGCCAAUGCGACGAAGUACUUCACCGCCUUCCCGGUUAUCAUAUUCAGCGCCCUGCAGCGCAACUCGUCCGGUGGCCAGCCGCCUCCGCAUCAUUACUACCAAGCCUGGAUCGUGGCCUGCGCUGUCAACUCGCUGUACAGCUUCUACUGGGACGUGGCUAAGGAUUGGGACCUCCUGCUGUUCGACAGCCAGGCGCGGAACUCGCCCGAGCUGAAGGCGUUUGGUCUGCGACGCCGCCUGCAUGUUGGGCCACCUGGCUUGUAUUACGUAGUUAUUGCGAUGGACCUGUUUCUACGGUGUACAUGGAGUUUGAAGCUAAGCCCGCAUCUGGGCCGGAUAGCCGAUUGGGAAGGGUCGAUUUUUGUAAUUGAGCUGCUGGAGGUGUUCCGUCGAUGGAUAUGGAUCUUCUUCCGCGUCGAGACCGAGUGGAUCCGGAAUACGCCUGGUAAUGGCAAUGGUCUGGACGCCGACAACAUCCUGCUCCCGGACUACCAUAACAAUAAUAUUCAGGGCCCGAAGUACGCGGACGACGACUAGAAGUCGCGGCUUAGUUGAGUGCGUUCUGUUGCUUUAGGGAUUAUAGAAAUGGAAGGGAUGGCAGGCAGGGUGAAGUAAGGGGGAUGUGGAAAUGAUACUUCACACCGCGGGAAACGGGAUGGAGCAGGUUGGUGAGCGACUGUUCUAAGUAUAGGUAUCUACGUGUCGGCGUCGCGGUUGCAUUGCAGGCGUUUGUUAGAAUAGGUACGGCUGUGGAGGUAUGAGGUUGGUUACCGCCUCCAAUAUAUGUAUAGAGUUGGGAUAUCCCAACCAAGCAUCUAUUUAAUCAUCGAAACGUACAUAUACACAUGCUCAUAGAUGCUUGAAUUAAGUCCUAACAAAACAUUAU